Messenger RNA from Symbiodinium pilosum, 1010 nucleotides. Lineage: Eukaryota; Dinophyceae; Suessiales; Symbiodiniaceae. The record is from the annotation of a GenBank genome assembly.
AUGUACAUUGGUGGUCCUACUGCAGACCCGCUUCUGCAGCCUUCAUUUCUUCCUGAUCCAGCUGAAGACCAGCUGGCGCCCAAUCACAAGCCGAAGGUCGACCCAGACAAUCCGGGUAAUCCAGGCAGUCUCACCCACUAUGCUGGGGGCUGCAAACCGUGCAACAAAUACAAUCCUGAAAGGCCUGAUGAUUCGUGCAAGCAUGCGGAGAGGUGUUCUUUUUGCCACAGUAAGGAGCAUGAAAGACCGAAGCACAGAGGUCAAAGAGGGCGUCAUGCUUUACAGCGAAGGCAAUUUCUUGAAGCCCGGGACAGGAUGCAUGAUGGGCUUGUGCAAAUCAUCAAUUCCAUCUACACCGUGCCACAUGACACCAUGGACAAGCUGAAGGGGUUGAUGAAGAAACAGGUGAACAGUACAUCGGGAUACAAUGACCAGGUCCAAUUUCUGGCCAGGCGCAUUGCCGAAAUCGGCGAUCGUGCUCAGAAUCAGCGACCAGACAAUGCGCGAGUUCGGCGGGCGCGUGGGGAGCUUUGUCAGGUCGACCUGGAGAGCAGGUGCAAAUGGUACACGGGAACUCUUCAUCUCAUGGUCCGGAAGAUGUAUGAGGAUCCAAAAAAUGAAAAGCAAAAGUUGGAGGAAAUCCGGAAGGCUGUGAAGGACAGUCUGGAUGAGUUUGAAGGAUUGGCAAAGGAGUUGGAGACAAACCUGCAAGGCGCUGAGGGUCUCGAGGAAGAGGUAAAGCAAGCUUUGACCGCCAACAAGUGGCUUGAAAAAGAUCUUGGGGCGCUCGUUCACAAGGAGAUUCCAAAUGCAACCAGUCCUGAGAAGAAGCAGGUGUGGGAUGACUUGAAGACGGAGCUUACCUUUAUGUUAGAAGUGACCGAUGAAGAGUGCAGAGACAAGAUGAAAAGGGCGAACAAGCUGGAUGAAAUGCUGAAGCUUGUAAAGGAAACGGUGGAAAAGCAAAGGGAAAGUUUACUUGGCGACGAGGAGGAGUUGUCAUCGUCAUA